AUGACUCUGGUUCACACUGUUCUGUUCACGUUCAAGGCAUCUGCUUCCGAUGAGGAGGUCAGGAACGUUUGCAAACAAUUCGUCGCCCUAAAGGACAAGUGCAUCCACCCCACGAGCCAGGCGCCAUACAUUUUGUCCCUGAAGGCGGGCAGGGACAACUCUCAGGAGGACUGUCAGGAAGGAUUGACACACGCCUUUGUGGUCGAGUUCCCCUCGGCGGAGGACAGGGACUAUUAUACGAACCAAGAUCCAGCGCACCAGGCAUUGGCCAAGGCAAUGGAUCCUUUGGUCGAAAGAGCCGUUGCGGUUGACUUUCUCGACGGUGUUUUCUGA
This is a messenger RNA of Pyricularia pennisetigena, 333 nucleotides long. RefSeq lists its product as uncharacterized. The record is from RefSeq and is a predicted model, not a curated record. NCBI's taxonomy places the organism in Eukaryota, Fungi, Ascomycota, Sordariomycetes, Magnaporthales, Pyriculariaceae. The transcript has 3 exons. The coding region runs from base 1 to 333 and encodes 110 amino acids.